GAUGCUUUGAAAUGUUCACAUGUUAGUGAGAAUCCGGAGCAAAGAGAAAAUUUCAAUAAUAACUUAGAAAAUAACGAGGAAACCAAUAAACAAUUGUCUGAUUCUUAUUCACAAAUCAAUGUUACUGCCAAUACUUCACAAGCUGUUAAUGCCGAUGAUCAACUUUCAUCUGAUAAUAUGAAUCAGCCUAAUAAUAGCAAUAGGCAAGCUGAAAAUAACAGAGAAACGGAUGAGCCUAUGACCAAUUACCACCAAUCAAUCAAUGUUAUUUCUAGAGAACUUGAACAAAUGACCCUAGCAAAUAAUAAUACACAAGCCGGUGACAUUAAAUCUAUUCAAGAUAACGAUCAUGAAGAAGGCUCUGAAGUAAGCGAUGACGAUUCACCAGGAUGGUCAGAAUGUGAGGAGUGCUAUGGAAAUAAAAAGGAAUUAUGUGAAUAUUGUGGAUAUUCUGUAUGCAAAUGGAAAGAUACUUUGGACUCUGAUGGUGAAGACAGUCAAAAUAUAAGAAAAUCAUCAAAGAAAAAAAAGACAAGUCAAGAUAAAAAACGUGAGACUUUAUCAGAUCCUUCGG
This is a messenger RNA of Dentiscutata heterogama, 574 nucleotides long. Lineage: Eukaryota; Fungi; Glomeromycota; Glomeromycetes; Diversisporales; Gigasporaceae. The record is from the annotation of a GenBank genome assembly.